Molecule: messenger RNA, 575 nt
Organism: Baudoinia panamericana UAMH 10762
Lineage: Eukaryota; Fungi; Ascomycota; Dothideomycetes; Mycosphaerellales; Teratosphaeriaceae
Exons: 1
Coding region: 187-399 (70 amino acids)
Source: RefSeq, a predicted model, not a curated record
GUCCUCUUCGGGACUGUGCAGUCGUUUGCUCAGACCAUGCCAAUGCUUUGCGCCGCGAAAUUACCUCACGCUAGUUGUGCGCUUGCUGACGCAAGUGUUUAUACCGGUGACAGGGAAAUCAACAAAACUCGGUACGGCACAGCGACGGCGCUGACCAGGUGUAGCAUGCAUUCGCAAGGCUGAGACAUGGCGCGAAUAGAGCCGGUGUACCAUGCGAGUGUGUGCGCCCACUGCAUCAGCUCGGAAGAACGUUACAAGGACGGAUUUUCACGCUCGCCAAGCCUGCUCCGAGUACUGCAAACGCCAAAAAGAGUCGGCCAUACGAGGGUGACAGUGGGCUUGCAGGCGGCUGUUUCUGUAUCACCUUCGCGUAUCACUACGAGACAUAUUGAAAUCUGAGCUGUGCAGGUCACACAACGAUUGAGGGUCUGAACAACCGUCUAUAACGAAUAUCAACUCCACUUAUACGUAAAGGUUGCAACAGCGACCAACGGGUCUGAGUUCACGCGGUAUGAACGAGGACGAUGCGACCACUGUUGAUAGCAACGGACAAUGUUUCUUCCAUGGUGCUCCUC